Messenger RNA from Diaporthe batatas, 2285 nucleotides. RefSeq lists its product as uncharacterized. Gene Ontology annotation, biological process: N-acetylglucosamine metabolic process; protein N-linked glycosylation. NCBI's taxonomy places the organism in Eukaryota, Fungi, Ascomycota, Sordariomycetes, Diaporthales, Diaporthaceae. The transcript is spliced from 2 exons. Gene Ontology annotation, molecular function: beta-1,4-mannosylglycoprotein 4-beta-N-acetylglucosaminyltransferase activity. Gene Ontology annotation, cellular component: membrane. Bases 586 to 2280 code for a protein of 564 amino acids. The record is from RefSeq and is a predicted model, not a curated record.
GUACUCUUCAAACCGCCUUCAAAUCCUGACGUCUCCCGUAGUGGACAUGUUCUCUUUUCUGUUAUCUCCAGGUGCAAAGACACCUCGAAAUGCAAACCAAUCAGAAACGCCGAGGUCCCUUCCUCCUCAAUAGUAGCAGUCAAAAUAAGGUUUGUGAGGCGUUCGUGGGGGGAAUUGCUGGAGCCAGGGCGAUCGUCAAACCAGAUCGCCGGCAAGGGUCUGUGACCAGGGUUAAACCCCGUCUUAGACCACCGAGGCCAACAUUUGCCCUGCAGCGACCUCCUCCUAUGACCUCCUCUUAUGACCUGUCGGGCCAGCUCGAGUGAAGAGGCGAGUUCUGAAGCUGCGAUGGCCCCAGGACGGUGGGAAUAUCUCCAACGGGUUUCACGGUGCAUCAACCCCUAGCUAGCUAUACGUGCGAGAUGCCGUCUCUGAGACCUGGCCGUGCGAGCCAAGGGAGAGGCCAUUCUCGUUGGGAAUCAUGCCCUCUCCCUUGAUGCCCACAUUCGUCCUCUGCCAUGAUCAAGGACACCUCGCUCCGUCUUCUUGGAGCCCAUCCUGUUCCCUCUCUUGUGAAGUCCCGCAAUGAUGUCGCUCAAGUUACCGACAACACACAAUGGGAGAGUCCUGGCCGCAACUGCGGCACUCAUCCUGUGUUGGACUAUCGGCCUCAACCUCCCCCAUCGUGCAGACGACACACAUCUGCAACACGGGCCAGCAUCCACGAAAUCCGGGCCGCCAAGCCCCUUCUAUCCCGGGAAGAGCCAUGGACCUGCUCCAUCGGGCCUCGAGACCCAGAUGGACAAGGCCGAGGAAUUCUGCUCACAUUUCCACCUGGGAUUUCACAAUUUGACAAUAGUGCAGGAGGAUGGCAGAGUGGUACAAAGCCCUCCAAGGAAAAUAUACGAUUUGCUCCUCGUCAACCCCGAAACCUCCCUUGACGCGCUCGAAUUACACCUGUCACAGAUGUCCCCAUACGUGGACUUCUUCGUCCUGCUCGAGUCCCCAACUAUCAAACCUCCGCCUCAUGAGCAGGCCCCCGAGCCUCAAUGGUGGGAGCGUGACCUUUCAAAAGUCACUUGGCCAAGCUCUUUCCACCGCUCGGCCGACCCGGAACCCGACACCCAGCCCAUCUUGGACGGUAUAUCAGGCACUCUCCUGGCUCCCUACAACAAUAAGAUCAUCCGUCGAAGCUUAUCCCAGUCCUCGUCCGACUUUGCGCCGGGCAGGGACCAUCAGGCUGCAGCUCGCGACGCCGUUUACUCCCAGGUCGUGCCACUUCUCACGGGCUCUCAAAAGGCCGCGCUGGGGGACGUGCUCUUGGUAUCAGACGCUGAGGAGCUCGUGCGUCCGGAAACCAUGAAAGUCCUGAGGGACUGCCACAUCCCUGAGAGGAUAACGAUCCGGACGAGAAAAUACUGGUACAGCUUCCAGUGGUUUAGGAUCGACAAGCGCAAAGAUACAGCCAAGAAAAACAAGGAUAGUGACAAAGACGAAGAUCCUCCCAAGGGUGACGAGUCAGCAAAGGAGGACGACUUGGACGGCUCCAGCCCGGAGUGGUGGCCACACCCUCAGGCGACCUUGUAUCAGGGCCCAGAGACGAUUCUGCCUAAUGAGCUACGCAAGCAGCGAGGCGAGGAUCACUACGUCUUUGGAAACGGAGGAUGGACAUGUCAACUUUGUUAUGGGAUGAUCGCAGACACACUCAUCAAGGCAGGCCAGCAUGGAUUGAUCUGGCACGACGGGCCUCAUUGGAAAGGAGCAGGCAGGAUAGUAGAUCGGGUGAGGAGGGGUAUUGACCUAUUUGACCGGGCCAAUCUCAGCCGGAUAGAGUCGAAUCCAGAUAUACCUUCAUAUCUCCAGGACAACACACACCGAUUCCCCUGGAUGCUCGACCGAGACCCCUUCGACGCCAACUUCAAGGACUUCGACGAGGCCGAGUUCGCACAGUACCUCUCCAGGAAGAAGGAGGUAGACGCCGAGAGGGACACCGAGGCCGAUUCCGAGCCGGGCAAGGUCUGGAACCUCGCCAGCACCCAGGCAGACAAUGAUCCCGAAUUUGCGCCCGCGAACCAGCCAGGAUUUGGCGAACAGGACGACCUACCCCCGCUCAAGCCCCCGCCCGCGCCGCCGAUGAGCGAGGCGGAUAAGGCGUUCCUUAAGAAGCUCAAGGAGAAGCCGGGAUCCACGAUGACGGGGAUGGAGAUGGCGCUUCUAGAGCAGCUCUCGAAGGGCGGCGAUGAUUCUCUGCUGCCUCCGCUCGUUUACGGUGAAGAUUGAUAAAU